This is a messenger RNA of Diaporthe batatas, 714 nucleotides long. RefSeq lists its product as uncharacterized. The transcript has 5 exons. Bases 1 to 714 code for a protein of 237 amino acids. The record is from RefSeq and is a predicted model, not a curated record. NCBI's taxonomy places the organism in Eukaryota, Fungi, Ascomycota, Sordariomycetes, Diaporthales, Diaporthaceae.
AUGGCUGUGGCUUUCCGCCGGAAAAUGAGCUCGCUGAGCUCUAGACCUGCACUCUUCACUGCCCUCUUGGCGGCAUUCAACGUGGCAUCCGCCCAAUACGAAUGGGAUGACGAGCCGGCAUGUGACAAUCCCAGGGUGAGCAUCGUCAACCAGACCGACAUCGACUUCUACAAGACCUGCCCGGUCAUCGACAGCUCGUUCUUCUUUAUCGACCACGAGUUCAAGGGCCCCUUUGAGCUGCCCGGCGUCGUGUCCCUGCCCUCCUUCAGCUCCGGGUACUAUGGGCCGAAGCUCAAGGGUUCUGACUGGCGUGGGGAUAUUGUCAGCUUCUGCGCUAUCUGUUUUUUCGUGAAACUGGAAGCGGUCGCCAAGGAUUUCGUCGUCAUAGGUAGCUACGGCGUCCGCAAUAUAACAUUGCCGGCGCUGACCACCGCCGGCGCGAUGCUUCUGGACGGUGAUUUUGACGACUGCCCGGCCCUGGGAGCAGCGUUCGCUUCCGUGACAUUCACCGCCACGGAGGACGACCUCUACCAGGGUUUUACCUGCUGGACUGGGUACGAGGACAACAGCUGGAACUCAUCGGACCCGUCGAACAACCCCAAGCCCGGGGAUUCUUCAUCCACCGGGACCGGCUCCGGCUCCGGCUCCGGAUCGGGCUCAUCGACCAGUGCUGGGUAUGUGUGUGCAACCUUGAGUUCGUUGUCUCUAUGCUAA